Messenger RNA from Periconia digitata, 1619 nucleotides. The record is from the annotation of a GenBank genome assembly. NCBI's taxonomy places the organism in Eukaryota, Fungi, Ascomycota, Dothideomycetes, Pleosporales, Periconiaceae.
AACUGCCCGCCAGCCCUCCCCUGGCCCUGUUCCAUCUUCAUUGUCCCCAUGUUAUUAUUACCCACUUCGUCAUCUUCUGUUGUCGCCGACCUGGAUGCUCUCUCUCUACCCCUCGCCAGCCCGCUGCUGCUGCUGCUGCUGCUGGUCUUCCCCACACGUUUCCUUGUCAGUCAUGGUCAUUCUCCCAAUCCAUCCGCCAAUGAUUCGUGCAAAGUCACUUGAGCUGACACCCAGCUAUGCCUCAAUUGCUUUCCGUAUCGCUGUCUUUCCAUCUAUCGGUCUGUACAUUCGCCAUUGAAUAAUGAUAUACACGCUUCCAUUCCUUACCAGCUGAUAUCGAGCCUUCAUCCUCAUCCCCACCAUCCAGACUUCUCUUCUUCGUGCCCGCGCGAGCCACCUGGGCAACAACCUUCACGUCUACGCCAGCCUUCAUUUGUUUGGGGCCGCAGCCCCACUAGCCUGUAGAUUCGAGCAGGAUCCGAUCGCAUGCCACUCUCCGUCCGAUCGCAUGCCUAUGCGCACAUCACCUUAUUUUGACAAAAUCUGCGUCCAAAUCUGUGGACCUGCAGUAGUUCAAACAUCAUCGCAAGGCGAACUCGAUCCACAAAUCUCGCUCGUCUCCUACCAACCUGUGUCUGCCCGCCCACGAUCAAAAUCAUCCAGUGGGCACCAGUCCCCAACAUUCUUCUCCAAGCCCGCAGGUGGCGUGAGCCAUCUCACCAGCCGAGGCUGCAUUCCAACGUGCGGCAUCUUGAACCCGAACGAGAAAAGAAAAAUAACCACCACCUAUACGACAGACGGAAAACGGAAAACUGUACCACUCAUCUUCCGUCCAAACGUUUUCUUGUCCGCCGUCGCAAAACCUGCGCCAAUCCAACCGCCCUACCCUACGACUUCCUGUCCUAUUAGGCUUCCGACUUUGUUAUCCGCUUACCGUUGUUCAACACCCCUCCUAGUCAAGGCUACAUACAUACUCCAUCUACCGUACGUAGCUGCAUUAGCUUCGGCCCGUCCCUAGCCGAUCCUCGAGUGAGGCUGGAUCCAACAUCAAUCAUAGACUCGAGCAUUUUCCAGUAGCGGAAUAGAUUUGUGCAAGCACAGGUCAGAUGCCUACGUCUUGCGAAUCCGCGCAUGUACCAUUCAAGCAUCAAGCAUCUCUUCACAUAUCCGUCCUUUCAACAUCCAAACAAACCCGAAACCCUGGCUCCUUUUCCCAGGACGCAUUUCGUCUCGUCAACGUGCAUGCGUCAGCCUAACGUUCCCAUGAAAUUGUGAAUCUUUCAUCUUGCCAUGUAGCUUAAUAUACCGUGCACAAAUGAACAAAAUGUCAUCGUGAAAGCAUUAAUCCUGCAGCCUAAAAACUGCCGCGUCAAACGAAUCUCGGCUCCAUGACCACUUGUGUGCGUCAAGCCUUUCUUGAGGUACGUGGGUGCAGUCCUCGUUGCCAUUGAUAAUGCGCCUCGACCAGAAUGAUCAUCGUAAACGAUAUUUCGAGAACAACUCAACGAUCUCGCCUGCUUUCUAGAACCAGACCCUGUAAAGCCAGCAUACUCCUGAGCCGGCGACAUCUCGAACAGUGAAGCCGUGAUCCAUGCAAUGUCGUUGCGACAUCUACCGAC